Molecule: messenger RNA, 1357 nt
Organism: Amoebophrya sp. A120
Lineage: Eukaryota; Dinophyceae; Syndiniales; Amoebophryaceae
Source: the annotation of a GenBank genome assembly
AUGAAAAGCAAAAAGUACUGGCACCAGUACAAUACGGCGCAGCAGCUGCAGAUAAAUUUGCAGCUGUACCGGGAGCAGGUCGAGCAGCAGCACCUGUCGACCGCGGGGAUGAAGGGUAAAAACCUUCCAUCUGGGCGGGUUGGUGGUGCAGUUGGUGCAAAAAACGGAGGACCCCCGACAGCAGCUGGACAGAGGAAUGUGAAGCCUAGCAGUGCAGACGGUUUUUGCACACCCGCGCUGGUGCAGCCACGACGUCUUGAAUGUUUUUCAACAAAAGAUAAUAGCGAGGCUGCUGCUCCUGCGGAGAGCGUCCGCGUUCCCGUCGAGCCAAUCCAAGUAGGGUUAGCGCCAUCGUUGUCGAAAAGAGCGUUAUGUCGUGGGAGGACCAACGAGAAUUUUGUAGUGCCCGCUUCUAGUAUAAUAAUGGAGCUGCAACCCACUGGCACUCCUGUAGCAGCGGUUUUUUCCGCUGCGAGUGGGCCAAGUCCGGCGGGCGGGAGGUCGAGUUGUAGUUUUCAGUGCGACCAGCACCAGAGACGUUGCUGCAAUGAGGGAUCUCCGCAAUUACCACCUGCACCGGUGCCAUCCGCGCUACCGAUAUCAACACAGGCACAGCCCUGCCAUAUUACAGAGAAAGUUGUUUCUUCUGCCGCACCGCACCUGAAGAAUUUCUUUCCGAGUUUGAAAGACCAGAAGGCUCCUGCUGCGGGGAAUCAAGAUGAGCGUGUAGCUGUGGCUGUCGGCCCAGUCUGGGGGACGGGAACCGCCAAUGACUGCUCGGCCCCAGACGUGGUCGAGGGUUUUCAAGAUUUUGAAAGAGAUUCGGCUUCUACUCACACGCCGCGGAAGACUACAAGAAAACCAAGUUUCAGCUUCGCAUUAUCAAGAGACGGGCCGACGACCGCUCGGCGGCUCGCGAUGAAGCAAAAGGACCGAGUGGUUGCUAUUGUUCCGCGCACUUGCGAUGAUUCUUCCAUGUACAACUCGAGCGACAUGAGCUGCAGAAGCUCUACCGGACCGACUUGGUCUCCGUCGAAUCGGCAGAGACGUGGGUCGAAUCGGCAGAGACGUGGCUUCAACCUGAAUUGUAGCCGAAGUGGGGCGAGGAAGGUGUUGCAGAAAAUGGGAUCAUCGGAGGUACUUACUUCUGGGGUUUCGCAAGAACGUAUUUCGAAAGAACGUGGCUGCUGCGGCUGAUGUUGAGGCAGUUCCCGCCGAUUCGGCGCAAAUAUAACUGCGUCACAAAAACAAAAAAUAUGGAUUCAUCUUCAAGUAGAACUCUCUUUUUUUCCUUACAGGUUGCCUUCGAAGUAGAGUCGGCCACUCCUGGUGGAGAUAAAGACGGGGCGCAAGAUCG